AUGCAACUUUAUCCCAUUAACACUGCCCUGUUACAGGAGCGGGGAAAUGAGAGAAAUAGCGGGAAUGAGAGAAGUGAGGUGCAUGAGAGGAGUUGGGGGUAUGAGGGGAGUGCGGGGUAUGAGAGGAGUGCGGGGUAUGAGGGGAGUGCGGGGUAUGAGAGGAGUGCGGGGUAUGAGGGGAGUGCGGGGUAUGAGGGGAGUGCGGGGUAUGAGGGGAGUGCGGGGUAUGAGGGGAGUGCGGGGUAUGAGGGGAGUGCGGGGUAUGAGGGGAGUGCGGGGUAUGAGGGGAGUGCGGGGUAUGAGGGGAGUGCGGGGUAUGAGGGGAGUGCGGGGUAUGAGGGGAGUGCGGGGUAUGAGGGGAGUGCGGGGUAUGAGGGGAGUGCGGGGUAUGAGGGGAGUGUGGGGUUUGAAAGGAGUGGCACCUGUCUGGUGCCUCCCCACCUCUUCCCAACAUCCGCCUCACUCCAGGGAAUUCAGGCACAGGGGAUUCAGGCACAGGGGAUUCAGGCACAGGGGAUUGAGGCACAGGGGAUUGACGCAGAGGAUUCGGUCACUGGGACUUUAGGAAUUUCAGGCACAAGGCAUUCAGCAGCAGGGUAA
Molecule: messenger RNA, 600 nt
Organism: Closterium sp. Naga37s-1
Lineage: Eukaryota; Viridiplantae; Streptophyta; Zygnematophyceae; Desmidiales; Closteriaceae
Source: the annotation of a GenBank genome assembly